Aspergillus niger is the source of this 909-nucleotide messenger RNA. RefSeq lists its product as uncharacterized. The transcript has 2 exons. Gene Ontology annotation, biological process: lipid metabolic process. The record is from RefSeq and is a predicted model, not a curated record. Bases 1 to 909 code for a protein of 302 amino acids. NCBI's taxonomy places the organism in Eukaryota, Fungi, Ascomycota, Eurotiomycetes, Eurotiales, Aspergillaceae. Gene Ontology annotation, molecular function: phosphoric diester hydrolase activity.
AUGAUGUUCCCCCCAUCCAUCCUCUUCGGCCUGGCGGUGGGCAUAGCAUCCAUUGUGCCAACUAUCGCGCAGUCCACCUGUAACGGCCAGGCGGAGUACUGUGAUCGCCGUUUUUCCAAUGUUACCCAGGUCGGCGCCCACGACAGCCCCUUCGUUGGGUCGCUCCUCUCCGAUAACCAGGAUCUCAGUGUCACCCAGCAGUUGGACCUGGGAAUCCGCUUCCUUCAGGGCCAAACCCACAAAUCUGAACUGGAUGAUACCAUCCUCCUUUGCCACACGUCGUGCCUGCUGGAGGAUGCGGGCAGCCUGGAAUCGUUUCUAACUACAGUCAAAACCUGGAUGGACAGCAACCCGGAUGAGGUGGUGACUCUCCUCCUUACAAACGGUGACAGUCUAUCGGUAUCGCAGUUCGGCGAUGUCUUCAACAGUUCCGGUAUCUCAGACUAUGCGUUCGUGCCCAGUUCGUCUCCAGACACUUUGGCCAUGGAUGAAUGGCCGACCCUACGAGAAUUGAUCGGAAAUGGCACGCGGCUGGUGUCUUUCCUUGAUUAUGGCGCCGAUGCUUCGACCGUCCCAUACAUCCUCGAUGAGUUUGCGUACUUCUUCGAGACCCCUUAUGAUGUGACGAAUGCAACUUUCCCCGACUGCAGCAUUGACCGGCCCGCUGGUGCAUCCGCCUCCGGACGGAUGUAUAUUGUCAAUCAUUUUCUGGAUGUCGACAUAUUGGGAAUCCUCAUACCCGAUAAGGAUCAUGCAUCCGACACCAACGCGGUGUCGGGGUCUGGGAGCAUUGGAGCCCAGGCAGACCUGUGCUACUCCAUAUACGACCGCUUGCCCAACUUCAUCCUCCUGGAUUUUGUCGAUUUGGGUGAGCCGAUCGCGGCUCAAAGUGAACUGAAUGGUGUUUAG